UUUUCUCUCUCUUUCACUCACGCACAAGACCCACCCCCCUCUCUCUCUCUCCACUCCACGGAACCCUAGCCCCCUUUUCUUCCUCUCUCCCAGCCAACAGCAGCAGGAGGCCAGGAGCCACCGCCUAGUGCCCAACGCCGUCGUCCCCGACGAACUCGUCUCCUCAGCCAGCGUCCAGCCUCGUCGUCGCCGAUCCUCUUCUCCUGGAUCCCAUCUCCUCGCGUCGCUAGGUCUCAUCGCCGAACGGGUGGAGGGUGCUGUCGCCGCCGGGUGGAACUGACCGUUGUGGCAUCAAGAAUCAUCGCCUGUGGAAGGUGAAGGUCUACUCGUCGCCUGUCAUCGUUUCUCUUCCCCUCGCCGUCGUCUCUCUCGGUCUCCGUCGAGCCCUUUCUCUGUCGCCGUCGUGCCCUCUCUCUGUCGCCGUCGAGCUCUCCAUCUUUCUGUGUGUCGCCGUCGAGCUCAACGACCCUUCCUCCGUUGCUAUUUCAAUCUGCAUUCUGCAUAAUACUGUCUAAACAUGCUGCUGCUACUUCAAUCAGCAUUCUGCAAUAUGCUUUAAUGAAAUGGCUCAAGAUUGAAGAUGACGAGGCAAUCUUCUUCAGGAAGCAACACGUACAGAUUUGGUACUUGAUGUUAGUUUAGAAGAAGCCAUUUUGGAAUGAAAUCAGAUUUACAUCUUAUUAGUUUGGUGUUUGUUGACUGAACCAGAUUGGUAGGAAAAUCUUAACCAAAAAUUAUAGGCCGGACAAAGCCGCGGAGACAUCGGAGUCCGGACGGAGCACAGCCCUAAUGUCGUUCCUUGAAGAAUUUCAAGCUAAUUUGGAGUCUCUACCCGUUAUUCUUCAGAAGAAGUAUGCCUUGUUGCGUGACCUAGAUAAGAGUUUACAGGAGAUUCAAAGGCAAAAUGAACACCGCUGUGAACAAGAAAUUGAAGAUAUUAGGCGAGGAGUUAGGUCUGGAAACAUCACACCUGAUACUUCGGUUAUUCGAUUUUCCGAUGAAGCACUUGAUGAGCAAAAGCAUAGCAUUAGGAUUGCUGAUGAAAAGGUUGCCCUGGCUGUCCAGGCAUAUGAUUUGGUAGAUACACACAUACAACAACUUGAUCAGUAUCUGAAGAAGUUUGAUGAGGAGCUUAGGCGCGAAAGAGAAAAUGCUGCAAUAAGUGGAGUUCUUGCUUCAGCUCCUGAUGGCAAUACAAAAUCUGGAAGGGGUAAUGAAGGUGGCAGAGGAGGGCGUAAAAAACGCCAAACAUCUGUUGCAGUGGCAACAGAAGCACAACCUACACCUGUGAACCCAACUGGCAUGGAAUUGGAUUUACCAGUUGAUCCAAAUGAACCCACAUACUGCUUUUGUAACCAAGUUAGCUAUGGCGAGAUGGUUGCCUGUGAUAACCCUGACUGCAAGAUAGAGUGGUUUCAUUUUGGUUGUGUUGGUCUGAAAGAACAACCAAAAGGAAAAUGGUAUUGUUCAAAUUGCGCAGCAACAAAAAAUCGUCGCAGAGGCAAAUGAGGUUUGACAGAAGAACAAGAUUAGUAGUAAAAUGGGUGACUGUAUAUUGUUAAUAUGUUUAGAAGACGCAACUUUAAUGUUUCAGGGCCUUGAAACUUUGCAUCACUGGCUGUCUUUGCAUCUUACGUUAUUGAUCUUGCAAAUGGAGCUAUUAUUUCGUUGUUAGGUCAAGCUUUCAAAGCGAGGAUAUAUUUUCGUAUAGAUUUUGUGCAGAAUGUAAACUAAAAUUAUUACAAAGUUUACUUGAAUUAUAGUUAGUUCACCUAUUUAGUUGACCAAGAAACCAUCCUUCAUUUACUCUUUAUAUUUAUGUAAAAUACCAUAACUACUUUUGAACUAGAUGAUACAAUGUGGGAGAGUUCCUAGAUGGUGAAAGUUAUUUUGUGGUGUUUAAAGGACCAAGGUGUUUCAA
Arachis ipaensis is the source of this 1921-nucleotide messenger RNA. Its product is annotated as PHD finger protein ING1. The record is from RefSeq and is a predicted model, not a curated record. Lineage: Eukaryota; Viridiplantae; Streptophyta; Magnoliopsida; Fabales; Fabaceae.